AUGGAGGAAAAGCUGGAGACCGAGCCUGCACCUCAUGCCCAAGCGGUGGGCUACAGCUCGUUAAUCAAGCCCCAGGCUCGCCAGCCAUACGACCCUACGGUCGCCUUUGAGGAAUAUCACUACUAUGCCAACAAAACCCGAGAGGAAGAGUUGGGUUUGGCAGCACCUCAUUCCAAUGUUCGAAAGCUCUUUCAGAAGGCCGCUCGGACAGACGCCCAGGAUGACAUCCCGACCACAACUCUGACUGAGGCUGAUUUCAGAAACCCAGAGAGGCGGCUGCAGAUCACCGAUGAGGAGUGGACAAAUGCAAGUCGUGCCUUCAGGUCUGCCUCGGCCAGUGCUUGCUUCUUCCUCAUUACUACUGACGUUUUGGGACCCUACGGCUCGGGCUAUACCAUGGGUACACUAGGAUGGGGGCCAGGUGUCGCUUUCUAUACGGUCUUUGGAUUUAUGGCUGGCUACUCUGGGUAUCUCGUCUACCGUGUUUUUCUCGGUGUUGAUAGCUAUGAGUUCCCAGCAAAGAACUAUGGUGAUCUGGCGUUCAGAACGGUGGGCCGAUAUGGACGAUAUAUUACCAAUUUCUGCCAAGGUAUCGGCCUACUGCUUAUUACUGGUCAAGUUACGAUUCAAUAUGGACAGAACAUCUCCCAGAUGUCCAAGUUCAAGCUCUGCUACGCCGUUUGUCCUGUGAUCUUCGCUUGCGCCGGCUUCCUGAUAUCGCAGAUCCGCACAUUACGGGCCUAUGGAUGGGUGGCAAAUCUUUCAGUCUGGCUGAAUAUUUUUGUUAUUCUUAUGACUAUGGGGAUUAUGGCAAACUCUCCACCUAACUACGCCGUCGCUAUACUCGGAUCUGCGGGCAGUGCGGUGAACCGGAAUACUAUCCUUCCCGAUAAGCAGGGCAACUACCCUCCCAUUAUCCAUUAUAGCAAUAUCCCUCCUGAUGGACUGAUCGGCUCUGUGAACGGGAUGCUCUCAGGCGUCCUGGCGUAUGCGGGUGUUCAACUCUUCGUGGAGUUCUUGGCUGAAAUGAGGCGACCUCGGGACUUCAUUAAAGCGAUGUGGGUUGCCCAGUUCUUCAUUUACAGCGUAUACUUGAUCUACGGCUGCGUUGUGUACUACCUUCAAGGGCAGUAUAGCUAUAACCCCAGCUACCAGGGAGUGAGCGCCUAUGGAUGGCAGACGGCUGGGAACAUGAUCACCUUAAUUGGUGCUCUCAUUGCCGGUGGCCUCUACGGAAACAUUGGGGUCAAGGUCGUCUAUAACAACAUCUUCUUGGAUAUCUUCAAAGCGCCCCCACUCACCACCCGAGUUGGGAAAAUUAUGUAUGCCGCUCUGUGUCCGAUUUGGUGGAUCAUCGCGUUUGUUAUCGCAGCUGCCAUUCCGGAUUAUAUGGGCUUUGUUUCGGUCAUCUCGGCAUCCAUGCUUCUCAAUCUUACAUAUAGCUUCCCGCCUCUCUUUGCGCUAAGCUUCGAUAUCCAGAAGAACGGCAUCCAACAAGGUGAAGGCUUUGAUCCGAGCACGGGACGCGUCUCAAGGGAGGGUAGCACCGUUCAGAGAUAUGUUCGUGGAUUCUUUGCGGGCGGCAUCUUCCAAGUCGGCGUCAACAUUUGGCAUAUUGUCUAUUUCCUAGCAUCACUGUCGAUGUGUGGUCUGGGGAUGUACGCCGCUGUAACUGGAAUGAUCGAUGCCUUUACCACGAACCAGUUAACAUCCUUCACUUGUGUCUCGCCUCUUAACCUCAAUGCAUAG
Messenger RNA from Aspergillus pseudoviridinutans, 1749 nucleotides. RefSeq lists its product as uncharacterized. NCBI's taxonomy places the organism in Eukaryota, Fungi, Ascomycota, Eurotiomycetes, Eurotiales, Aspergillaceae. Gene Ontology annotation, molecular function: amino acid transmembrane transporter activity. Gene Ontology annotation, biological process: amino acid transmembrane transport. The record is from RefSeq and is a predicted model, not a curated record. The transcript has 4 exons. Gene Ontology annotation, cellular component: vacuolar membrane. Bases 1 to 1749 code for a protein of 582 amino acids.